GCGCACUUCCUGAGCCUGGAACUGGGGAUCCUAGGUCUCCACUCUUCAUUAACGCUUUGGCCACUUAUCAUUACUUUUAUUAAGCUUCCUAAUUCCGGGAGGCACACAUUUUAUUUUUCGAAGAGGAGGCUGCAACACUGACUGACACGGGGGUGUGGCGUGGUAAAAGCUGUUUUCAAGCGCUUCCGGAUGGAAAAUCAGCCUAUUAUGAGCCAUCACAAAACUUAUGGAGUCGCAAAUCCCGGUUAUGUACCGACAGCAGAGGGGACGCCUGCAAUGUUUGCUCCACCCGCACCGGAGUCCCAUGGACCCAGCGCUCCCCCGGCCGGCAUGUUCGACAGUAUGCCCGGAUACGAAGGAACAUUGGCGGGAGGAGGAGGUGGAUACCUGCCACCACCCAUGCCUUCCUACCCAGCUCCCCAGCCCCAGCCUGGACCUGAACAGCCACACUGGAAUAUUCCAUCUAUAACUGAAGAAACUGCACGGGAGGCUUUGGCCCUGUACGCCUCCAGCAAAUGCUGCUACAGUGCCGCACCUGCGAAGGAUGGUGUGAUCACCAACAUGGAGGCAUUCAAUACGUACAGAUAUCGCCUGGAGACCUUUACUGAAUCAAGAUCGACAGAGUGGAGUCAUGAACCAUACAAUGGCCAGCCAGUGGAUGCCUUUGCUCAGCCACCCCCAGGACCUUGGGAUAUUCCUACUAAUCCUCCAAACUUUUUUCUGGAAAGCAAACAGACUAUCAAGGUUCCCUACACAUCAUCCAUGAAGCCCUGCCACGCCUGUGUGGGAAUGGGUCGAAAACCUUGCCAUCACUGUGCUGGCGCCGGCAACAAAGUUUGCUGGGUGUGCAAUGGAUCCGGUUAUCGUCACGGAGAAGAUCGAUGCAACCACUGCAGUGGCAGAGGACGGGAGAAUUGCAAUUUCUGUCAUGGACGAGGAUCAAGUCAAUGCAGCGUCUGUCAUGGAAAACAGCAGCUUCUGGUCUACAUCAGUCUCACAGUGAAAUGGACUAACAACUCAGAAUCAUUUGUCGUGGAACAGUUGAGUGGACUUUCAGCGGCUAACUUUGACAAAGUGUCUGGCAAGGAGCUUUACAGGGACUCUCAGUACAUGGUUUACCCAGUGGUGGGUUUUCCAGACGCUGCAGUGAUGCAAGCUUCGCAGCGUCUUGUCAGCGAACAUCAGGGAAAGUAUUCCCAGUCCUCGCGCAUUCUCCAACAGCGCCAAACCAUAGAGCUGAUUCCCGUCACCAAGGUCACCUAUACGUGGAAAGGAAAUACACACAUUUACUUCGUUUAUGGAAAUGAGUUCAAAGUUAAUGCAGACGACUAUCCUGCCACCUGUUGCUGUACUAUCAUGUAAUCACUGUGGUCGGAUUCUUUUUUAUUUUCCUUCCCAACCCAACCAGUAGUCGAAUAAGAUUUACUGAGUGCUACAUACGAAUCAUUAAUACACAGUAACCUGAAGUGAUGAAAUGUCACCUUGUUAAACUUUGAUAUCCAGCAGUCUACAUAAAACGUCUGUCUGGACUUUCUCUAACCAUAAGAUAAAUGUACUGGAAAACAUGUUUACAUUACAUUUUAUUGCAGACAUAAUACGAACAAUGCUUACUGACACACUAUAAACCAAUUAUACGUUGUUAAUUGAGCCUGUUUAAUCAUCUGCUCUCAUGGCGAUUUGUGAUCAAAGGCAUAACCAAACAUUUAAUACUGCAUGUUGGGUUUUCCAUUCCCAUGUAUACAUUGCAUAUGAUUAAUUGCUUUUUUUAUAACGAUGUGAUUUUUUUACGUAUAUAAUUUUGUAUGAUAAAUAUUUGUGUCGCCUGCUUUCAUUAAAUCUCAUUUCACAAACUGU
Mugil cephalus (flathead mullet) is the source of this 1854-nucleotide messenger RNA. RefSeq names its product ssu-2 homolog, related sequence 1 (gene ssuh2rs1). The record is from RefSeq and is a predicted model, not a curated record. Lineage: Eukaryota; Metazoa; Chordata; Actinopteri; Mugiliformes; Mugilidae. Bases 190 to 1362 code for a protein of 390 amino acids. Gene Ontology annotation, molecular function: heat shock protein binding. The transcript is spliced from 14 exons.